AUGAAGGAAAAUAUGGGAAACCCUCUGCACCUAACAUCUCUGAAUCACAUUUCACUUGUGUGCAGAUCAGUGGAGGAAUCCAUUGAUUUCUACACGAAUGUUCUUGGGUUUGUCCCAGUGAGGAGGCCUGGUUCUUUUGAUUUUAAUGGAGCAUGGCUGUUCAGCUAUGGAAUUGGUAUACAUCUAUUGCAAUCUGAAGACCCAGAAAACAUGCCCAAGAAAGGUGAAAUCAAUCCCAAGGACAAUCAUAUCUCUUUCCAGUGUGAGAGCAUGGGUGCAGUGGAGAAGAAGCUGAAGGAAAUGGGAAUUGUCUACAAAAGGCAGAGGGUGGAGGAAGGGGGGGUCUACGUUGAUCAGCUGUUCUUCCAUGACCCAGAUGGCUUCAUGAUCGAGAUAUGCAACUGCGAUAACUUGCCGGUUAUCCCGCUGGCCGGAGAAAUGGUCCGAUCAUGCUCUCGACUGAAUGUCCAGAUAAUCCAACAUCAGCAGCAGGUCCAUGUUGUCCGGCCAUAG
Molecule: messenger RNA, 513 nt
Organism: Ilex paraguariensis (yerba mate)
Lineage: Eukaryota; Viridiplantae; Streptophyta; Magnoliopsida; Aquifoliales; Aquifoliaceae
Source: the annotation of a GenBank genome assembly